AUGCAAUGUUUACAUCAAUCAUGUUUACAACGUUGGGUAAAACGUGCCGGUGUUAAAUCAUGUGAAUUAUGUAAAUUUGAAUUUAUAAUGCAUUCUGAACUAAAACCAAUUAAACAGCGGCAAAAAUUAGAAAUGAAUGUUAUUGAAAGACGAAAAAUAAUGUGUUCUGUUGCAUUUAAUUUAAUUGCUGUUACAUGUGUUCUUUGGUCACUUUAUGUUUUAAUUGAAACAGCACGAGAAGAAGUUAAAGCUGGAAAACUUCGUGAGUUUAUUUAA
This is a messenger RNA of Rotaria sp. Silwood1, 276 nucleotides long. NCBI's taxonomy places the organism in Eukaryota, Metazoa, Rotifera, Eurotatoria, Philodinida, Philodinidae. The record is from the annotation of a GenBank genome assembly.